UUAAAAAUGUCAGACGGUAAAGGCACAUUCUCAAUUCCAUCCGUAUUUUGAACCGGUAUAGAUCAUGUGUGAUUCAGAUGUUAUGUAAUAAAUAGUGAAAAGUGUAAAAUAAUUUACAUUGUCCCUAAGCAAAGAUUAAAAAUGAGUAUUAGUGUAUUUUACAGUGUCAUUUUCCUGAAAUCAAUCAAGUAAACCUUGUAAUUUGAAUAUUUAUACCGGACAACGUUGCAACAAUGAAGCUGGAAUUAACUCUCGCUAUUCUCGUGUUCUUGCCCAACAAUCACUACGUAUGUGCCAGAGCAGUGCGAAGAUCAUGUGGAAAAUAUCUGGCGGAUCGAAUCUCCGACAUUUGUAAAGCCAGAGGUGGUUAUACCCAGUUAAGCACUUCUCUUAUUCAACAUCAGAGUCACCGACGAAACAAGCGUGGAGUGGUGGAAGAAUGCUGCAAACGAAGUUGCACUGAUGAUACAUUAAUUCAGUACUGCAUGGAACUUAGCAGUGCAGAAGAACAAACAGAACAGGUCUCAAUUCUAAAUGUUCCUAAAAUCACAACACCAUAUUCAACAGAAUAUCUAGUUUCUCAAGUUCAAUACACAACCAAAUUUCCAAUCAAGACCAUCCCAAUCGAAGUGGGUACUGUUCGCCCAGAAUUUAUCAACAUCAACGCAAAAUACAUGACCAAUAAACGAAAACAAUAUCUAUAUUAUUUUUGGCCAGGCAACGAUGUACACGUGAUAUAGAAAUGCGAAGGAGAAGAAAACUAACUGACGUCUGUUUCAUAGGCUGUGAUAAAAUUUAAGUAGAAUACAAGCUCUAGUCGUUCAACUAAUGGAUUAAACGUAUUUUUUUCUAAAAACCAGAGUAUUACGUUUUGUAACUCUUGCUAGAUUUCCCAUCCUUUUCGCGUUGUCAACUGGCAACAAGCUGUUGUUUAGAA
Molecule: messenger RNA, 937 nt
Organism: Wyeomyia smithii (pitcher-plant mosquito)
Lineage: Eukaryota; Metazoa; Arthropoda; Insecta; Diptera; Culicidae
Product: bombyxin B-7-like
Exons: 3
Coding region: 234-740 (168 amino acids)
Cellular component (GO): extracellular region
Molecular function (GO): hormone activity
Source: RefSeq, a predicted model, not a curated record